AUGGUGGGCCUGUUGGCAGAGUGCACGUGUACAGGUGCCAAGCGGAUGGGGACAGGCGUCCCUGCCCACCCGGCCCCACCCCUGUCACUCCAUGCCAGUCUGCAGUGUGUGAAGGCAAAGAGUGGCAGUGGCAGCAUGGGAUGCCUGGCUUCUGCCCCACCUGGUCUGCUCCCGGCAGGGCUGGGCUUCAACAUCGUCGGUGGGACAGAUCAGCAGUAUGUCUCCAACGACAGUGGCAUCUACGUCAGCCGCAUCAAAGAGAAUGGGGCUGCGGCCCUGGAUGGGCGGCUCCAGGAGGGUGAUAAGAUCCUUUCGGUAAAUGGCCAAGACCUAAAGAACCUGCUGCACCAGGAUGCUGUAAACCUCUUUCGUAAUGCAGGCUACGCUGUAUCCCUGAGAGUACAGCACAGGUUACAGGUGCAAAAUGGGCCCCUAGGACAUCGAGGCGAAGGGGAGCCGAGCGGCAUUCCCAUGCCUGUGGUGCUGGUGCCCCUGUUUGCCCUCACCAUGGUGGCAGCCUGGGCCUUCAUGCGAUACCGGCAACAACUUUGAACAGCUCGCUUCCUUCCAGUGCUCCUGAUGAAGAGAACAUUUCUUCCUUUCUCUCCUCCUCCUCCCCUGCCAUUCUCCCGUCUCUUGCCCUCUCUCUGCAUAGCUCACACAUGAUUUAAAGAGACUGCUUCCCAACCAGAACCUGGCUCUUCAAAAUCUUCAAGUCCUCGUAUUCUGAUGGGAGAGUAGAGGCAUUGUUUGAAGGAAAGCUGAAGAAAGACUUGCUUAGGACAAAUGAGGAGUCAUAUGUUUUACUAGGACCGCCAAUAGAAUCAGCUACAACCAAAGAGGGAAAAGUCCAGUCUUCCCGUCACCAUGGUGAUACCUGUUUUCUUAGCUGGCUUGCCUCAAAGGCCAGCUGUGCGAUAUAAGAGGAAGAGAGGAUUUUUCUUUCUAAUGAUCUUCCUUGGGAAAUUUUUUGGCCUUUAUUUACUUUCUAAUGACAUACUUGGGUGCCUAUAUCAAACAAAAUACAAUGAGACCAUUUUUACUUUUUAAAAGACAAAUAUAUAUAUAUAUACAUACAUAUAUAUAUAUUUACACAUGUAUACACAUAUGGUCAUAAAUGAUAGUAUAAUAGUGAAACCUUAUGGAGAGUUAAAGAGGUAGAAACCUGCUCUGGUUUCUAGAUUUCUGGUGGAAGGGGUGAUCUUAAUUGAGGGAGUAAGAGAGAGAGCCUGACAGGAUGCCCAGUUUGAGUCAUAAGAAAAAGGAAGGAAAACUGAAGCAACUAGUUUAAAACCUUAGAAUUCUUAUUUCUCAUAACACUUAAGGUGAAGUUGAGGCAAAAUGCCAUAAUCCAGCUUUGCGCAAGUCAAUCUGUCGGAAAACCUUUGAGGUUUAGAGAUAAAUCUUACCAAUCUCCGGCCUACCUUAGUGACUUUUUGGAUACCUCACAGCCUGUGAAAGGAUCAGCUGGAAUGAUUGUGGUCAGAGCUGUAGUGAUGGGGACAAAACAACCCAGUGAAAACUCCACAAAGGAAAAAGUAGUGCCUCCAAGGCGGUGCCUGAAUCCCCAGGCUGCCAACACGUCCCCCAGGGCUAAUAACAGGCAAACUCUGAGCGAGGGAACUGCUCUUGGCCGGGUGGGCAUGAAACCAGCUUUGCUUCUGAUUCAGUUCCGUUUAGAGAGUUUGGAUUGCUAGUUUGUAAUUUAAAAAAAAAAACACACCACACGAAACACUGGUUAUGGUUUUAAUGAACCAUUUUGCAGGGAAGGGGAAGAAAUGAGUUGUGUUUGUUUUAGGGGGGAGGGAACUUUCAUAGGGAAACCUUGAGAGCACGAUGCAGAUGAAUGGAUGCUGCGGAAUGCUGAGGUUAAUAAUGAGGUGGGAACCAUCCUGUGGAAGUGGUAUUGAAGGGUGGCCUUAAAGCAUUAAGGAGAGCUGAACCAAGACUAAUUUUCUGGCUUUAAGAAAAACAGUUCCAUCUUCCAAACAUAUCAGCUAGACUGUAGGCCUUAUACAUACAAUCUUGACAACAAGAAUGUGAGGACUUCCCCUCGGGCAAUCAGUUGUGUCUAUUUUUUGGCAUAGAUGAUCUAACAAGUAUUUUACAAAUGUUGAUUGGACAUCAGCUUUGUUAUGACACUUUUACAAAGAAAGAAAAUACAUAUUGCCUCCAUCCUAAAGGUUUUUUUGGUUCCAGUUGGGAACCAAACCUAUAUACAUAAAAAGGGAAUUUGCAUAGUCAGGGCAAUGUAAGUUUGGUGUCAAAUGUACAGUGCAGACAGCAAAAGGGAACAGAACUGAGCAACCAUCACUGAGAACGUUCCGUGGAGGAAGGGAACAAGUUAAGGACCCUUGAGGAGCUCACAGUCUAGUUAUCAGGUUAAGUAACAGUUGAACACAAUAAUAAAAGAAAUGGUACUUGGCACAACACAAUGCAGCCAUCACACUUUUUUAAGGUAUUCAGAAAAAGAAAGCCAUUGCACAAUAACAUGAGGCCAGAGUGGAAAGGGAAGGCCUUUUAAAAUAAAAAUCCCAGUAAGACCUUGCCUCUGGGUCAACUAUUCCUUAGGGAGAAACUUGCUUUAAACAAUCCUGAUGUGACUUACGCCUUUAAACCUGAACUGGUCACCUAGACACUUGGCGUUUGUACAUUCCUCAGAGAAACACUGACAGUAUUCCAGUUCUCACCCCCGCCCGCCCACUGUGGGGGCUCAGCCUCGGGGUCCUCCCUGCACCUGGAGUGUGUGUAGCCGUUUCACUUCUGGAGGGGCCUGCUGGCCUCCCAGGGUUCACCUCAGGGUGUGCACAUUAACUCCUGAGAGGACCUGAGACACACAUACCAAACGAAGCAAAGGGGCAAGCAGGAAGGAAAGCUCUUUUUGGUUUUUUAUUUGUUGGUAUAUAUAAAUAAAGAGAACACCUAUCCCACCGCUGGUAGAAGUUUAGCUUUGGUUGAUAAUAGGGAUUCUGAUGCGUUUUAAUAAUUUUGGUUUUCCCUGGAUUUAAAUAGCAUCUAAAGAUCAAUAUAUUGACAUUUUAGGCAGGUGUGCUAUAUUUUUAUUUCUCAUUCUCUAGAAGACUACAUUAUCAUAGAUAAGAUGUCGGAAUCCAUUGUAGGUCUUUAAGAAAAAAAAUCCAUGCUCUAUGAAUUGAAUUGAAUAUUCCUGCCACUUUAUAGAUUGUGUCAUUCCUACUACCUGAACUACUGUGUUCAAAGUUUUAAAGUAUUUUUAAGACCACGUACUUAGAACACUUCUCUAUAUCAUCCUAUCUUAUACAUAUAAUCCUAAUAAGACAUUGUUUGCUUCAAUCGUCUAUUUCCUUUUCCUGCCAAGUUUUAAUCUGUGCUAUUAAUUUAAUUAAUCACACCCUCUAGUCAUGCGUAAUGAAAAGGGAGAUUAAUAUUUGUUACUGCAUUUGUGCCAGGUACUGUACUAAACCCUGAUAGGUAACACUAAUUGUUCAUGCCUCACAACUCUGGGAUCUAAGUAUUGUUAUAAAGACACUAAAGAAAAGAGAAUAAAAUUACUUUCCUAAGAUUGCAUAGGUGGUAAUAACAGAAUCAAGAUGUAAACUCAUGUCUUCAGGUGCCAUCAUCAGUGGUACUUCCUCACUGGCAGUGGUUCUCAAACUGAGGUCUGGUUAAAAGCAUCAGCAUCGCCUGAGAACUUGCUAGAAAAGCAAAUUUGGGGGCUUAACCGAGACCUAUUGACUCAGAAACAGUAGGGCACCCAGCAAUCUGUAAUAAUACCUCCAGGUGACGGAUUUAGCUGCAGUUUAAGAAUCACUUCUGAAUGCCAAUAAUUGUACCCAUUUUCUCAGGUUAGAAUUACCUGGAGAGCUUAUAAGAAUUCCGAUGACCAGGCUGUAUCUAGGCCAAUUCAAUACAAUCUCUGGGUGUGGAAGUCAGGCACCAUAAAAUAAAGUUUACCAGGUGAUUCUAGUUACAGUGUCAGUAAAAAAAAAAAAAAAGCAACAACAAAAAACCACAAAACAAAAAAUACUCUGGCAUUUAAACCUAGACACCAUUAAAGUUACAUACAGACAUGGCUCCAGCCAAAAAUGAGAAUUUCACUUGGGCCUUUUUAUUUUCUUAAAAUGGAAGCUUAUAUUGCAAUUUUCCCUCUACUUUUAUUAAAAAAUACGUUUUUAUUGAUUUUUAGAGAAAGGAAGGGAGAGAGAAAGAGAAAUAUCAGGGAUGAGAAUCAUUAAUCGACUGCCUCUCCUAGGGAUCGAGGCCACAACCCAUGCAUGUGCCCUGACUAGAAAUCAAACUGGUGACCUCUUGAUUCCUGAGUCAGCGCUCAACUGCUGAGCCACUCUGGCCGGGCCACUUGGGCCUUUUUAGAGCCCAGCUCUCCGUGAGCUUCUGCCCAAAGUAUACAUGUGGAAUAAGAAGUGGAACAUUUUUUGGCUUCUGUUUUGCUAAUGACUGAUCAACCUCCAGCAAAACGUCGUAGUGUUUCAGGUUGUGCAUCUAUUAAAUCAGAACCAAACUGUAGAACACUGGAGCAGAAGGAACCAGAAAGAUUCUAGGAUGUAUUUGUCUCAAAGAUGAGAACAUCAAGGCUCAGGGAUAUGAGCUAACUUAAACCAGAUCACACACACACUUGCUUUGUUGCAUAAGUGCUCUUUCUGUCUCAUCUUUAUGUCUUGAAUGUAUCCACUACAUGAACAUAAACAAAACUCUCUCUCUUUUUUUUUUAAAUCUCAAUCCACUUCUAUCUUCUCUCUGGGUCUUAAAUAAAGACCAAAGGAACUGAUUGACUACACAAGUGUGUUGCAAGCUUCAUGAAUAAUUGGGAGAUGCCACAGAAUAAACUGAGAAAGAUCUAACAUCAAUUAAAUGAGCUCUUCUGAGACUAAUUCCAAUAGUUCUAGAGAAGUAUGUUUUUUGACAUUGGACAUCGUUUUUGUGUAAGUAAGCAAGUUAAGAUAUAAUUUCAUGUGGAGCCAAUAAAGAUUUUAUUCUAGUC
This is a messenger RNA of Myotis lucifugus (little brown bat), 4978 nucleotides long. RefSeq names its product synaptojanin 2 binding protein (gene SYNJ2BP). Gene Ontology annotation, molecular function: protein binding. The transcript has 4 exons. Bases 1 to 552 code for a protein of 183 amino acids. The record is from RefSeq and is a predicted model, not a curated record. NCBI's taxonomy places the organism in Eukaryota, Metazoa, Chordata, Mammalia, Chiroptera, Vespertilionidae.